AUGGCGGCUGAAGACCUGGUCCAGAGCUGCUGCGCUGCGGGCCAGAGAUGGGCCUCUGAAAAUAAGCACUGCAACCAUCUGCCUCUGAUCGGCAACGAUAAGCACUCGAUAUGCAGCGUUGCCAUGAAGCAGUGUUGCCUGAGCUCCAUGAAGGAGAGUCGGUGUGAAUCAGGGAUGAUCUCAGCCAGAGGAGGAGCUACCUGCCAGGUGGAGGAGGUGGAGGAGGAGGGACGGUGUUCAGACGACUCAUACCAGGUGUGUUGCAGCUGCUGUGUCCUCGGCUUACGGGUGCGAAGUGAAGGACGGGGAUGCGAUGCCCAUCAGUACCUGGGAUACCCCUGUGGUCACAUCUUCCUCACCUGCUGUGAGGAAGAGGAGGAAGGUCCGAACAGCCAGACCCCCCUGAGACCAAAGCAGAAGCCCAGACCCACGUCACUGCCCAGGAAAGUGUCAGACACCAAGUUCCCCAAAGAGGCCUUCUCCAUCGGUGCCACAGACGACGCUGCCAACACGGUGGAGGAGCAGGAGGAGGUGGAUGAGUGUCAGCUGUACGCAGGCCAGCUGUGCCAGCACACAUGCACAGACACGUGGGGCUCGUACCGCUGUGGAUGCCACCCAGGAUACCACCUGCAGCCGGACGGACACUCCUGUGCACCAGUGAGUCCUGAUGAAGACAACAGAGUCAAAGAGGAGGAGGACAGCCCCGUAGCCCCGCCCACAGCCUCCACUACCACCACCACAACCAGUACGACCAGUACGACCAGCAGAAGCCCUGUCCGCCGGAAUCCAUGUGCAGGAAACGGUGGUUGCAGUCAACAGUGCAGUGCGGUCGGAGGCCAGGCUCGCUGCUCCUGCUUCCCAGGAUUCUCACUGAAGACAAAUGGGCGCACAUGUGAAGAUGUGGACGAGUGUGCGACCAACACCCACAGCUGCCGGCCGAGUGAGCGUUGCGUGAACACAGUGGGCUCAUUUGUAUGCGAGCUGCAGGUCACAUGUCCUGCAGGAUACCAGCUGAAGAACAGUGUUUGCGAGGAUAUUGAUGAGUGCGUGCUUCGAACCCACAACUGUGGCUCCAGCUUCAUGUGUGAGAACACAGUGGGUUCUUUCAUCUGUGGUCCCAAACACAAGUGCAUCAGCGGCUUCAAACAGGACUCACAUGGAAACUGUAUCGACGUCAACGAGUGCAUGGGUCUGACUGAACCAUGUGGCCCAGGCUUUAACUGCAUCAACACCGUGGGCUCCUACACUUGCCAGCAGAAGACCGUCAUGUGCAGCCAUGGUUACCACGCCAGCCCCGAUGGAGUCAAGUGUGUCGAUGUUGACGAGUGUCAGACGGGGACACACCGCUGUGGAGUGGGCCAGAUUUGUCACAACCUCCCUGGCAGUUACCGCUGUGACUGUCAGACGGGCUACCAGUAUGACGCCCUGCGCAAAGUCUGCAACGAUGUAAAUGAGUGCUGGCGUUACCCUGGCAGGCUGUGUGCCCAGACCUGUGAAAACACCCCUGGAUCCUACCACUGCUCAUGUACCGCCGGCUUCUCCCUCGCAUUUGAUGGUAAAAACUGUGAAGACAUAAAUGAAUGUGAGAAAAACCCGUGUAGCCAGGAAUGCGCCAACAUCUACGGUUCCUAUCAGUGCUACUGUCGCCAAGGUUACUUCCUGAAAGAGGACGGACGCACCUGUGAAGACAUUGACGAGUGUUCCCAAAGCAUUGGGAACCUGUGUACGUUCCAGUGCGUUAACGUCCCUGGCAGUUACCAGUGUGCCUGUCCUCCUCAUGGAUACAUCAUGGCUGCCAACGGUCGCACCUGCAAAGAUGUGGAUGAGUGCACUACUGGAACCCACAACUGUACUGGAGGACAGACCUGCUACAACCUCCAAGGAGGCUUCAGAUGCCUUUCCUUCGACUGCCCCCCCAACUACAAGAAAGUAUCCGACACACGCUGUGAACGUCUCAGCUGUCCCACCAACUCCUUGGACUGUCAGAACUCUCCGGUCCGCAUCACCUAUUACCAGCUCAGCUUCCAGACCAACAUCAUCAUCCCCGCCCAGAUCUUCAGAAUCGGCCCCUCCCCCGCCUACUCCGGAGACCACAUCGUCAUCGGCAUCACCCGGGGCAACGAGGACGGCUACUUCAGCACCCGCAAACUCAACAGCUUCACGGGCGCCGUGUACCUGCAGAGGCAGGUCCGACAACCCAGAGACUUCCUCAUCGACGUGGAGAUGAAGCUGCUGAGGCAGGGGGCGCUCACCUCCUUCGUGGCCCGGAUCUACGUAUUUAUCACAUCCAGUGCUGUUUAGACGUAACGACAAAGUAACGCAGAGACGGACUGAGUCAUUUCACACGGUGCUAAAGCCUCACGUAUGUGCAGAUUCUUUGGAAACGUCGGCUCGUAGCUGCUUUAUCUGCAUGUUAAUAAACGCAGGGGGUCCAUAAAGUCUCCUUACAAUCAAACACAUUUAUGCGGUGGCCCAGAGGUGGAACAGCCCAAAAAAUUAUCCACUAUAAGAAAAAAAAAGAGAACAGCCCAAAAAAUUAUCCACUAUAAGAAAAGAAGAGA
Messenger RNA from Sphaeramia orbicularis (orbiculate cardinalfish), 2561 nucleotides. RefSeq names its product fibulin 2 (gene fbln2). Gene Ontology annotation, biological process: extracellular matrix organization. The coding region runs from base 1 to 2301 and encodes 766 amino acids. Gene Ontology annotation, molecular function: peptidase activator activity; calcium ion binding. Gene Ontology annotation, cellular component: extracellular region. NCBI's taxonomy places the organism in Eukaryota, Metazoa, Chordata, Actinopteri, Kurtiformes, Apogonidae. The transcript has 15 exons. The record is from RefSeq and is a predicted model, not a curated record.